Molecule: messenger RNA, 1974 nt
Organism: Heterobilharzia americana
Lineage: Eukaryota; Metazoa; Platyhelminthes; Trematoda; Strigeidida; Schistosomatidae
Source: the annotation of a GenBank genome assembly
CCCGACUGCCCGUUGGGCUAACCAGAGCUACAGCAGCCGAGUGGGUAGACCUACUGCAGUGGAAUAUGCCAAAGACCUGGAACGGUUCCGCAAGAGAUAGAAGCGAGCGCGGAGAAAUCAAAUGACUUACACUAGCUCGUAAAAAGAUAUUAGAUAUUGGAAUAGGACCUUUACGGUACCCUAGGAUAUACAGCUUAACUGAAAAGAAAGCGAUUAUCAAGACAUAGAGGCGAGAACUCAAAAACUACAAGCUUCCUCGGUGCGCUCUACUUUGGAUGUUUGAUUGUUUUCACAGAUCAAAUUAUGACCUUAUCCUCAAGGUAAAUAAGCAACCUUUCGAAUUGGCGUCAUUGAAAUGGGUGCUGCAUUCGCGAAAGUCCUGAAUAAUCUCUUCAUAGUAGAACAUGGAGAAGCGACUACAGAUUCAAACCUCAAGAAGGCUAAGAUGGUAUGUAUGCUGUCCUCAACUCGAAAAUCACCCAAACCAAAUGCUUUCUGGAGAUAUCUUGAACUUAAUAAGUCAAACGAGGUGCUAACUAAAACCAAUCUCAAAGCCGGGGCGAAGUUUAUUCACGAAUCUAGAUGUGGUCGGGAAAAUGUUGUUGUAAUAAUAGAACCAAAUAAUCAUGAAUCUGCAUUAUUUAUCGUCACAUAUUUCUACAUACUUAGUGGAUUACCGGCAAAAAUUGUUCGUAAAGCUGUAAUGAAAAUCAGAGAUAAACUGGAAGUUACAGAUGAGUUUGAUUCUAUCAUUGAGUCUAUGCAAGAUACUGUUAGUCCAAAAGAAUUAAGAGAUGAAUUAUUCAAAAAUACCUCUGGAUAUACAGAGGAACAUUUAAUUGAAGACUUAAAGAAAAUUUAUCAUUCAGCUGAAUUAGAUCCACCAACACAAUCAGAAAUUAAACUUGAAACAAAACGUGAUUUAUUAAAACGUGAUUCGUUUGCACAUCAAAAUUCAUUAAAUCAAAUGUUUAAACGUUUAUCAGUCGAUAUAACCAAACAAGAUACAACACGUAGAAUGUCUGAAGUUGACUCAAGUUUAUCAGAUAUUCGAGAGAAUUCAAUUAAUAGUUCAAAUCAACAACCAAGUCCAAAAUCACCAAUAUCUGAAAAGAAAACUGAUAAGAAAUAUAAUGAUAAUAUGAGUGGAAAUGAUAAGCAUUUGUCUAAUCAUAGCAGUGCAGUGUUAAAUGAAAUUCGACAAGAUUUGAGUAUAGUUAAUAAAUCCAAUACAAAGGAAAAUAAUAUCACUAGUAUCAAAGCUAAAGAGAUUGCUGCAGCAGAGAUAAAAGCUUUGGAUGAUUGUCUUGAUAGUAAUAUUACAAAUAAACAUAUAUCUCAAACAAUUCAUAAUAAUCAUUAUACUUAUGAGAAAGACAAGAAUGGAGAUGUAAAGAUGAGUAAUUCACCUAUUAAAAUAACUUAUGCACUUUCACAUGAAUCAACUGAAGCCGAUGCAGUUGAUGAGUAUUUAAGGAAUACUACUCCAGAGUAUCGUGAAAAAAUGCGUAAAAAAGUGAAAAUUUUACAUGCUUAUGCAAAAUUAGACAGUGGUAUUGAUAUAAUUUGAUUGAUAAAUAAACUGAAUAACAUUCAACAUGUCAAGUGAAUGCUACAUAUCUUAAGCGUAUCCCUGUUUAUGUAAUCAUGACUUUUAAUAUGGUUAGUAUUUUUAGUAUAAAGGAUAUAUAUUAUCAUUAAUUCACUAUAUUUCAUCAUUCUUUCUAUCUACUUGUUUAUCAUUAUCAGUAAUAUAUUAUAUUGAAUAUUUAAAAUUUGUUUAAAUCUUUCAAAUAACGUAUAUUCCAUCACUUUAGAGAAUGAAUUUUUGCUAUUUUUUAAUUUACGCUGCUUUUAUGAAGACUAUUUUCAUUAGACAAAUAAAAUGUAACCAUUUAAACAAUUAAAAAUGUUUAUAUGUUUUUAUAAAAAAAAUUAUUUAUCGAAAACUUUAAUAUAUUAUUACUCCAAAUA